GCUGUCCUUGGGCUACGGGCAAGCGAGAUCGGAAACAUUACUGUUCGAUAGCAAUCACGUACUCUCCUUUCAGCUGUCUUCAGGAUUUCUCAAUAUUUAAAGCCUCUCCGAAUUAGUUUGCUGCUAAGAUAUUCGCCACUCGCCUCAUUCAAACCUCGCCUGGAAACUUCAAUUUAGACGCUCAGAUUCAAAGAUGGGACAAAAUUACAAAAGAAUCGCCGAAAUAGCUCUCAAGCGUCGUGAAGCAGCAAUUCCUGAUGAAUACUUGCUUCCUAAAGCAGCGCUCACUAACCUCCCACAAAAUCUCACAACCAUUCCUAGGACCUCGGGACACUUUACAACAGCCGAGCUAGAGAUCAUCGAAUCGAACGCAGAAGAUAUUCUCCUCAAGAUCAAGGAGAGAAAAUGGACGUCAUUGGAAGUUACCAAAGCGUUUUGCAAAGCCGCAAUUGUAGCUCAGCAAUUAACAAAUUGCUUGACGGAGAUCCUCUUCCCGGAGGCUCUUUCCCGCGCCAAGUUUCUUGAUGAGCACCUUGAACGGACUGGUCGGGUGAUAGGGGCUCUUCACGGCCUCCCGAUCUCCCUUAAAGACUGCAUGAUCACGCCGCCCCACCCAUCAUCUAUCGGAAUGGCUUGUUAUGCCAAUGAACCUACCAAGCCAAACGAGGAGACUGUUCUUGUAGGGAUUCUGGCAAAAUUAGGGGCUGUAUUUUAUGUCAAGACGACAACACCAACCGCAAUGAUGAUGAUGGAGACGAUCAGCAAUGUUUGGGGGGAGACGAAUGGCGCGUACCACAGUGGGACGAGCUCAGGGGGUAGCACCGGUGGUGAGGGAGUUCUGUUGGCGAUGAGGGGCAGUCCUUUGGGUGUUGGUACGGAUAUUGGGGGAAGCAUCAGAAUUCCCAGUGCCUUCAAUGGGCUUUAUGGGUUGAAGCCAACCUUUGGGCGAUUCCCAGUUUACGGAACGAAGUCCGGCAUUAGUGGACAAGAUUUUAUCUAUUCGAAUAACGGGCCAAUGGCUAGGUCCCUCGAGAUCCUCAAGCUGUACUGUAGAGCUGUUAUCUCGACAGAAGCAUCUCCUUGGACUUUAGACCCGAAAUGCUACCCAGUUCCAUGGAGGGGAGAUGUUAUUGAGCCGAAAGGACAAAAAUUACGAUUUGGUAUGGUUUUUGACAACGACGGAGAUAUUUCGGUCCACCCGCCGAUCCUUCGUGGUCUUGAAAUGACCAAGAAGGCAUUGGAAGCGGCAGGGCAUGAAGUUUUCGACUGGGAGCCGUUGCACCAUCAAGAGAUGGCUAAUGAUAUGAAUUCUUCAUUCUAUACACUUGGAGGAGCUGCGAUCCUUGAGUUAACUUUGAAGCAUGAUGAGCCAGUCUUCGAGUCGAUGAAGGAAUAUGAGGCUACUUACAAAAAAGGAGAGCAUGGAACUCUGGGUCCCACGAAAUUAAGGGAGAUGAUUACAAAAAGAAACGCAUUCCAGAAAAUCUACUUGGAUCGCUGGUCUGCUACUGCCAAAAAUGGGAAAGGGCCUAUGGAUGGGAUUAUUACUCCUGUAUCACCAUGGACUGCCCCCAGGCUGGGGAUUACUCAAAAACUGUUCAGCGUGAACUACACCGGCGUCUGGAAUCUUCUGGAUUACCCAGUUUGUACAUUCCCAGUGACGUUUGCAGAUAAGAAUCUUGACAAGGUAAGGAGUACGUUCAAACCGCUGAAUGAGAAGGAUGCUGGCAUACAGGCGGACUAUGAUCCGGAGUUCUAUGAUGGAACUCCGGUGGUCCUUCAAUGUGUUGGGAGGAGGUUGGAAGAUGAGAAAGUAUUAGAAAUGACUGGUGUUAUUGCUGGGGCUCUUAACGCUCUUUCUUGAUUGCAAAAGUCCUUGUACAGAGAAAGAUAUUAGACAUAGAUGAUGAAUCGAUUGAGAGAAAUUAGCUGAACCUUGGCAGGAUUUCUCGGGCUAUACAAAGUGCAAUUCAAGGAGAAAGAAGGUC
Molecule: messenger RNA, 1988 nt
Organism: Hyaloscypha bicolor E
Lineage: Eukaryota; Fungi; Ascomycota; Leotiomycetes; Helotiales; Hyaloscyphaceae
Product: acetamidase-like protein
Exons: 4
Coding region: 194-1864 (556 amino acids)
Source: RefSeq, a predicted model, not a curated record